Molecule: messenger RNA, 1347 nt
Organism: Fraxinus pennsylvanica
Lineage: Eukaryota; Viridiplantae; Streptophyta; Magnoliopsida; Lamiales; Oleaceae
Source: the annotation of a GenBank genome assembly
AUGAGAGAAAUCCUUCACAUACAGGGAGGCCAAUGCGGAAACCAGAUCGGUGCCAAGUUCUGGGAGGUCAUAUGCGAUGAACAUGGAAUUGACCAAACCGGAAAGUACAGUGGAGAUUCCGAACUCCAGCUCGAGCGAAUUAAUGUUUAUUACAAUGAGGCCAGCGGCGGGAGGUACGUUCCACGAGCUGUUUUAAUGGAUCUCGAGCCGGGCACCAUGGAUUCCGUCAGAUCCGGCCCGUUUGGACAGAUAUUCAGGCCGGACAAUUUCGUUUUCGGGCAGUCCGGGGCUGGGAACAACUGGGCUAAGGGGCAUUACACUGAGGGAGCUGAGCUGAUUGAUUCCGUGCUUGAUGUUGUCCGCAAAGAGGCCGAGAAUUGCGAUUGCUUGCAAGGGUUUCAAGUCUGUCAUUCAUUGGGUGGAGGCACCGGUUCUGGUAUGGGCACCCUUCUCAUUUCCAAGAUCAGGGAGGAGUAUCCUGACCGCAUGAUGUUGACAUUCUCGGUUUUUCCUUCGCCGAAGGUAUCCGACACUGUUGUUGAGCCGUACAAUGCUACCCUAUCUGUUCAUCAACUCGUUGAGAAUGCAGAUGAAUGUAUGGUUUUGGAUAACGAGGCUCUGUACGAUAUUUGUUUUCGUACUCUCAAGCUUUCUACUCCGACUUUUGGCGAUCUCAACCACCUGAUUUCUGCUACAAUGAGUGGUGUCACCUGCUGUCUGCGAUUCCCUGGACAGCUCAACUCUGACCUGCGGAAACUUGCAGUUAACCUUAUCCCAUUCCCACGGUUACACUUCUUCAUGGUUGGGUUUGCACCGUUAACCUCCAGAGGCUCCCAGCAGUACCGGGCUCUUACGGUUCCUGAACUGACCCAACAAAUGUGGGAUGCUAAGAACAUGAUGUGUGCUGCUGACCCACGUCAUGGUCGCUACUUGACUGCUUCAGCCAUGUUCCGUGGCAAGAUGAGCACCAAAGAGGUCGAUGAACAGAUGAUCAAUGUCCAGAACAAGAAUUCAUCCUACUUCGUCGAGUGGAUUCCGAACAAUGUUAAGUCUAGUGUGUGUGAUAUCCCACCGAAAGGUCUGAAAAUGGCAUCGACAUUCAUUGGCAACUCGACCUCAAUUCAGGAGAUGUUCAGGCGUGUUAGCGAGCAAUUCACUGCUAUGUUCAGGCGUAAAGCUUUCUUGCAUUGGUACACUGGUGAGGGAAUGGACGAAAUGGAAUUCACCGAGGCAGAGAGUAACAUGAACGAUCUUGUGGCCGAGUACCAGCAAUACCAGGAUGCUACUGCUGACGACGAGGAAUAUGAGGAAGAAGAGGAGGAGGAGGAGGAGGAGCUUGCGGCUUAA